AUGACGACUGACACGAAGCCGGACCUGCGUCCGGACAAUCCCCGUUUUUCUUCUGGUCCCUGCGCCAAGCGUCCCGGUUGGACGCCUGAAGCGCUCGCUGACGCGGCCCUUGGCCGCUCGCACCGGGCCAAAAUCGGCAAAGCCAAACUCAGCCAGGCCAUCGAGCUGACACGCGAAGUUCUCGGCGUGCCGGAUGAUUACCGCAUAGGUAUCGUGCCCGCCUCCGACACCGGUGCAGUCGAGAUGGCACUGUGGUCGAUGCUCGGCGCCCGCGGCACCGACAUGGUGGCCUGGGAAAGCUUUGGCGAAGGCUGGGUCACCGAUGUGGUCAAGCAGCUCAAGCUGGAUGACGUGCGCAAGAUUACCGCGCCCUAUGGCGAACUGCCGGAUCUCUCCCAGAUCGAUUUUGAUCGCGACGUGGUCUUCACCUGGAACGGCACCACUUCCGGUGUCCGGGUCCCGAACGCCGAUUUCAUUCCCGCCGACCGCGAAGGUCUGACCAUCUGCGACGCCACCUCGGCAGCCUUUGCGCAGGAUCUCGAUUUCGCCAAGCUCGAUGUGACCACCUUCUCCUGGCAGAAGGUGCUGGGCGGUGAGGGCGGCCAUGGUGUGCUGAUCCUCAGCCCCCGCGCUGUCGAACGGCUGGAAAGCUACGUUCCGGCCUGGCCAUUGCCAAAAAUCUUCCGCAUGACCAAGGGCGGAAAGCUGAUUGAGGGUAUCUUCAAGGGCGAAACCAUCAACACGCCGUCCAUGCUUUGUGUCGAGGACUAUCUCGAUGCGCUCAAUUGGGCUCAAGGCGUUGGUGGCCUCAAGGGUCUGAUGGCUCGCGCCGAUGCCAAUGCUGACGUUCUGCAUCGCUUCGUUGCAGAGAACGACUGGAUCGCCAACCUCGCCAAGGUGGAUGAGACACGCUCCAACACGUCCGUGUGCCUGGUGAUUGCCGAUCCGGACGUGGCAGCGCUUGCGCCAGACGCGCAGGCGGCAUUUGCCAAGGCGAUGGUCAGCCGUCUCGACAAGGAAGGCGUGGCGCUCGAUAUCGGCGCUUACCGCGAUGCUCCUGCCGGUCUUCGGAUCUGGUGCGGUGCCACGGUCGAGACCUCCGAUCUCGAGGCUCUGACGCCGUGGCUUUCCUGGGCCUUUGCCCAGGAAAAGACCGCGCUCAGCCAGGCUGCCUGA
This is a messenger RNA of Ectocarpus sp. CCAP 1310/34, 1176 nucleotides long. The record is from the annotation of a GenBank genome assembly. NCBI's taxonomy places the organism in Eukaryota, Phaeophyceae, Ectocarpales, Ectocarpaceae.